Molecule: messenger RNA, 1840 nt
Organism: Dreissena polymorpha
Lineage: Eukaryota; Metazoa; Mollusca; Bivalvia; Myida; Dreissenidae
Exons: 4
Coding region: 104-991 (295 amino acids)
Molecular function (GO): S-adenosylmethionine-dependent methyltransferase activity
Source: RefSeq, a predicted model, not a curated record
CAAACCCAUGAUUAUUUAAGAUGCCGGAUGUCACUGUUUUCGGAUAGAAUUUCAGAUGCAUGUCUAAUGAACAAUAUCUAGAACAUUAACUUAUUUAAGAAAGAUGCCGCUUUGGUUCAACAUUGAUCAUCGGUAUCUGGUUUUGGGGGCUUUUGGGGUCACAGCGGGCAUUGCUGUCUAUUCAACAUAUCAGUUAAAAUGUGAACGAAAACGUCGAAAGCAAUCCAAUGUGUACGAAUCACAGAAAUUGGUCAACGAAUACCUGGUUUUCCAUUACGGGUCGCCUUCAGAGGUUUUAAGAUACGAGUUUGGACCAAAGGACUCUCUUGAUUUUCCAAGGCGGUGUGCAGAACUUUGCUUCAAGCAUUAUAAACCAAGUAGUUCAGUCCCAAGCAGGGCAUUUGACAUUGGGUGUGCAGUUGGUCGCUCUUCCUUCGAGCUCACACAGAAGUUUGAUGAAGUGGUGGGCCUGGACUACAGCCAUGCCUUUGUAGACAUGUGCAACACACUCAAGGUCAAGGGGCAGAUGGAGUACUUUGUUCAGGAUGAGGGUGAUCUUUUCACGCAUCUUACCGCUAAAGUUCCAGCUAAUUUGGCGAGGAGUAAAACCUCCUUUAUACAAGGAGAUGCCUGCAAUCUGCCAACAAACCUUGGUACAUUCGGAUGCGUGCUAGCUGCCAAUCUGAUCUGUCGCCUUCAUUUGCCCUUCAACUUCCUUGACCGUAUGGCUGGUCUGGUUGCGCCUGGGGGCAUUCUUGUCAUCACAUCGCCAUACACAUGGAUGGAGCAGUUCACUGACAAGAGCACUUGGCUUGGAGGGUACCAAAAUGAAGCUGGGAAUGAAGUGACAGGCUUUGACACGCUCAAGAAGUCUCUUGGUGGGGACUUUUAUAUUGUAGAAGACAUUGAAAUGCCGUUCUUUAUUCGUGAGACUGCUCACAAGAAUCAGUGGUCUGUAGCCCAUGCUACGGUUUGGAAGAGGAAGUCUUAACUGUAUUGUAACCUUGGCAUUAGUUUAGUUUGUCGGCUCAAACUGAAAGGCAGUUAAUAUUGCAUAUUCAUGUAUUACUAUCAGCUUCUCUGUGUUACUAUUUCUAUUUAUUGUACUUGUCUUGUUAUAAUUUGCCCAUGAAAGUCUGUUUACAGGCAGUUUUCUUAUACGUUUAUGUUUCAUACUUAUUUUUAAUACAUGUUACUUAUUGUAUUUAAUUAUUUAAAUUUUAAAUGAAACCUGCUGCUGCUAAGGCAUGUCUUUAUUGAUUAAAAUAUAUAUCUCCCUUAAUUCGAUAAAGUACAUGUAUAUUCUAAGUAAAAUGGGAUACCUUAUAUUAAAUACUUUUGUUAAAUUGAGCACAUUUCUAAGAGAACAGUUUUCAAAAAGAAUAUUCAUAAACUCUUGCAGAGAUUGACCUGAUUAUUGGUGUUUGAGUAUACCUACUUGACUUACAGAUCUUUUUUUAGUUCCGUUUCGGUCCAUGGAUUUUUGGUCCAUGGAUUUUUUUUACAAAGUUACAGGCCAUGGACUUAAACAUGUUCUGUAAGAUAACUGUUGUGUGGCUUCAAAGUGCAUCAGGGGUACUGUGUUUCACAAACACAGCUCUUGUUUAUGAUGAUUAACUUCUUACACAUGACAAUUAAUCAUACAAAAGAACUAGUAAAAGUGUUUUCAGAUUCAAGUAUUAUUUCAAUAAUAUAAUUAUGUUUCUCGCCUAAUGCAUCGUUUUUCUUCAUGCUCGUGGAACGACUUACAAUAACCUUAGUUUAGCUUCCAGGUCAAUCCACAUAUUACUGUGUAUAUUAUUCAUGUAUAUGCAUUCCAAAAUAAAUAUGUUUAAAUCAA